AACAUAUGAUUUGAGUUCUACAUAUUCUUCCCCAGGAUGAGAUUCUGAAAAGAUAUACUUUGAACUAUGAUUCCAUACAUAACAUUUUACCGUACGGGAGGCACACUUAGCACUGUGCAUAAAUGAUGAAUGUAUGAAACGUAGUUAUCUGUGAUAGUUUUUUUAAAUCUUUGUUUUGACUUUGUAGCUGACUUAAAUUGUAUUUACACAAUUUCGCUGUGAAUAAAAAUUGAGAAUAUUAUAAAUUGACUUAUAUGUUAUGUUGUGGAAAUAAAAUGCAUGUUGAAUAAUGAAAACUAUACCUACUUGUGACCAUAAUUUUCUAUUUGAAAAUUUAUAUAUAGCAUUGUUUAAAAUAUAAACUCGCAAUGGACCUCGCUAAAGUACCAGUUGAAUCAAUUACAAAAUAAAAUGAAGGUUACUGUAACAGCAAUCAAAUCCUGUAUGAAUAAGCUGCCAUUGCCCAAAGAGUCAACAAUGUCGCCCGGCGCAUGUCAGGGAGAAGAACAGCGCACAGAACUAUUGGGAUCUUUGACCACACAGCAACAACAACGGACCAGCGCCAGAGUCAUCAAGAAGUUGCGUUUAGAGUCACCAGCGGAUAAACGAGACGUAACAGAAUGCGAUACGCCAAACAAAAUCGACGAUAAGGAGCCACUGAAGUUUCCAACUCAGUGUCCAGUGAAGCAACGAAUGCCUAAAGCUCUUUGGUCAGCAGACGAAAAGAGUUUAUUCUUUGAAGCCUUAAACGAGUACGGGAAAGACUUUGAUGCCAUCACAGCGUAUAUCUGUGGGAAGAUGAAGAAAAAGGGCAUGGCGGACGGCUUGAAGACGAAGACACAAGUCAGCCAUUUCUACUACAGGACGUGGCACAAGCUUUCAAAGCACGUGCAGUUUGAUGAAAACGUUAAGAAAGUUGCCCAAGAGCUAUACGCCCUGAUAAACUACGGGGAACUCCGGCGUAAGUUGGCGUCGGUGAGUGAGAAGACAUGCGCGCGACUCGGAGAAAUGGUCCGGGGCGGGAGCAUGGCGGUGCGUGCACGUGGUCGUACGUUACGGGUACGUACGCCUAUGUGUGCUGCGUUACGGCGACUCAAUCAAAUUACUGAACGUGCUUGUGGUACGCGUGUUUGUUCUCGUGCUCAAGUUGUAUUACGUGCACGCAAUACGUGCGCUUGGGCACGCGUACAAACCGCAGCACACAAUCCUCGUAUGGUGGCCGCCUUACCUUUGCGGACCCGGCUCGCUGCUUUUAUCAAAGCGCUGCAGAAACGAUGGAAAACUUCACACUACAAAGAAACCAUUAUUACAAAUGGUUUAGAUAAAGAUAAUUCGAGCCCUGAAGAUUAUGAACGAGAUAACAAUGAUGAGCUUGAAUCACAUCUCAACUUGGAGAUCGACAGGAUUAUAGCUAGAGAAGGUACACUACCUAAAAAGCUGGCGUUACACCUCGGACCUCGCCCCGGAGUAGAGAUUCACUUACCCGUUCUCAGUCCAAGCGAACAGUUGUCCAGCCAGAAAAUCUGCUUCUCUUCUUACCUGGAGAGGAUGGGAUCUUUGCCUCGAGACAAGGAUAGUGUAAAAAUAAGGACACCAAAACGCCAAAGGAAAGAUAGCACGUCAGAAAAAGACAAAGAUGAGACGAAAAAGGUCAAAUUGGAUGAAGAUUGUAAGUUGAUAAAUAUUGACGAAACGGCCAUAGACGGUAUAGAGCUGAUGGCGCAUUUUAAGAAUAUACAUGACGAUGAAGAAAAACCUAGUGAAGAUGAAAAGGAUUUGAAAGCCGAAGAAACGGCCGAGGAAGACGGAGAGCCGUUAGAGAGAGACAACAUUAUGUCGGAAAGGGAAAAGGACAGUUUUUCAGAGAUGGAGGAUGAGGAGAAAUAUAAUAAGAGUGACACUGAUAACGAGAGUGAUGGAAGGGCUGAUAAAGAGAAGUUUAACCAUCUUAAGGUAAAAUUUAGAAUUCGGCCAAAGAAGCGUGGCGGCACUAUCUAUACAUUGGUUCAAGGCUCGGAUGAGAUCAAGAGCGAAGAGUUAAAGGUGGAAGAGCCGAAGUGUGAGGAGGAUAUAAAGCCCGUUAUAGACGUAGAGACAGCGAUACGACAAAUUCGGGCUGGUUGGAGUCAAUACGACGCUGGAGAUCUUACUAUUGGAGACCUAUAUCUUAUGUUUGGGUGUCGUUCAAAAUUGGAGCUCGACUAUUGGUGGGCCGAAGCCACGCCCCCUUUACCGCAACCAAUCAAAGCACAGAAAACGUCCGAAAGCGACAAGACAGACAAGGACAGAGCUAUAGACAAGAGGGAGAAGUGUAACAAAACACCCGAAAAAGGUGACAGUUCUGUGGAAGACGAGAGAGACAAAAGUGAUACAGAUAUAUUGUUUUCGCCCAAGAACACAUAUAGCCAGGAUAGCAACGAUGGAAUGUCUGGUGAUGAGAGGAAAUGUGAAGCUCUAUCGUCUCCAGACCACAAGUCUUCGGGUACUCUGAAGCUUGUCAGCAAACUCAUCAACAGAGCUGAUCAGCCAGCCAGCCAGACUUCGCACGGGUUUUCUUUACUCAGUGAUAGAUUAAAGCGUCUCCUGGCAUUAGCUGGCAACACUCACAUCACAACUGCUGCGAACACUCCAGUGUCGAAGUGCAAUUGUGGACACGUGUGUCCAAAAAAGCAGGCACAGAAAUUGCAGCCACACCCAACUCAAGAACUGCCGAAUUUAGUACCGAAGAACGAGUUCAACUCGGUGUUCCGCCACCCGACACCCAUCGCGCCUCGCCCUUGUGGUACUGAGAAGAGCAGUGCCAUGAGUCUAGAUGGCCUACCACGCCGUCGUCGCGGAAGGCCCAGAGUGUCAGAGCGGGAUAGCCCUAGGGUCGUCGUUCAGAGACUGUUACCUCUUCUGCCCAAGUUGCCUCCUACCAGCAAUUUGAUCCCAGUGAAACUAGUCCCGCAUUCGUCUGCGCCCGCCCCACCUAGGAUUCUGCCCAGACCGCCUCCUCCGCCGCCUACAUCCACUGCUGAUUUGUCAGCCUACUACGUACUGAGUGAGUCGAACGGUCGAUUCUUCUUCCACGACGGAGAUCGUCGGAUUCCCAUUAACCCACCAGAAGAAGAUGAAGACCAUGAUAAAAUUAAUGGAGAAGAUACAAAUACUGUAAAAGAGAAAGCGAGCGGCCAGAAUGGGGCGACAGACAAGUCGAAAGAAUCGAACUCUGCACCAUCCUCCAUGAAGUCGGAACAGACCGACAUGACGAGUUUUCUAACAUCGGAGUCAAUGUCACUGUCUCCGUCCCGACUGUUGCGUGAUGCUGAAGGAUGGCUCGAAGGCUCCGUCCAAGAUUUCUCGCUCAGCUCGUUCCUCAACCAGCUGGAAGGACGUCAUCCUGAUACUGCGGUGGAAUCGCAGCUACAUUCUCUAAUGGCGGAGUCGAGCGUGGACUAUGUGGCCAAAUUUGCAGAUCUUGCUGCCGAAGUCACAGAGCAGAGAGACCAUAGAGAAGAAAUACCUUAAUAUUUUUAUAGAUGUAUCUUUGCUGAUACCGCCUUUGUAACUCAUGGUUUAUUUGUGUUGACCUGAAAGGUUCCACGUUAAAAUAAUGGAAAACAAAUUAUUUAUUGAGAACGGCAAAUUAAGUAUUUGGCUAUUACAAAAAUUAUCACUGACAUUUAGUUUACAAAAUGCAUAUUGUAUGUACAUACGGUCAUAUUAUGUGAUGUCAGUCCUCGUACAACACGGGUAUUCCUCUAUAUAACGCGGAGAUUGCACGCGUUAUAUUGUGGUUCUGUGACAUGUAUAAUGAUUAUAUAUUAUAGACAUAUUUUGUUCCUUUAUCGAGAAAAGUUAAACGUGAAUCAUGUGAGAAUACUCCUACAACGCGUUACAUAACACGGAAGCAAUCUACCGACUUAUGGGAAGAAUUUCUGUAGAAAUUAAUUUUUAUAGACAAAUAAAAUUUGCAUGGUCCCAAUGGACAACACUUAUAAGGUUGAAAUGUAUAGAUUAAAGAUUAGUGAUUUAAGCACACUUGGAUGGAUCAUUAAUAAGUUAACCUUAGUUUUAGUGUAUGCAUUGUAUAAAAAAUAUCGACAUAAUAUUUUACAUAUCUAUUAAUGUUAUUUAUUUCAACUAUUGAACUUAUUGUUGACAUUAUACAGAUUUAUUUUGAUUACCUUCUAUAGUCGGGGACCCCGUGAUGCUUAGUGUGCAUUUACUCGGGCGUCGUGAAAUCCUAUUUAGACUUGGUACUAUAGCUAAAUAAUUGAAUAAUUUUUCAUAUUAAAUUUGUAAGUCAUUUUAGUAGGCUAUUUAACAAAAUUUUUAAAAUCAUUUGAAUUAUGAGAUUUGAGAUUGGUAAUAUUAAAUAUUCAGAAGACGUACUAUUUACAAGCAUGCUACGUCAUCGUCGUUUACUGUUAUGUGUCACGCAAUGACGGUUACUAGAAAACCUUUUAUUGUGACAUUGAAUAAAGAAAGAUACGUAAA
Messenger RNA from Pieris brassicae (large cabbage white), 4482 nucleotides. It is a transcript of the gene crm, whose product is annotated as protein cramped. The record is from RefSeq and is a predicted model, not a curated record. NCBI's taxonomy places the organism in Eukaryota, Metazoa, Arthropoda, Insecta, Lepidoptera, Pieridae. Gene Ontology annotation, cellular component: nucleus. Gene Ontology annotation, biological process: pattern specification process. The transcript is spliced from 21 exons. Gene Ontology annotation, molecular function: chromatin binding. The coding region runs from base 412 to 3510 and encodes 1032 amino acids.